GUCUGUCCGAUGUGGCGAACGCGAUGGCGAUGGGAUCCGUAUUCUAUGCGCCCCUCUAUACCUACCUCUACCUGAAGUCAAUCUCAUACCCACAGGCCACAGUUCAUCAGCCAUUGCCAUUUAUCCUCUCCUUACUCCCACUCUAAUUGGUAGCCGCCGCCGCCGACGAGGCUACAGCACCGACCGCUCGAGCGUUGACGCGAUCUCCCUCGACUGGCGUCGGAGAUCGUUCGUCGACAACGUGCCCCACGCCGUAUUUUCUGACUACCCGGAGUCAACGCCAGCUCUGCUCCGGCUACCCUGAUUUUCCCGUCGCCGGAAUCAGUCAGUAUACCAUAUAAAGCCACGAUGCCUUCCGGCUCGGGCUCCGACCCGCUGCUCGCGCGCGCCGACGGCAGCAGCAUGGAGGAAGACGACGGCAUCGACGUCGCGGCGGUGGACCACCGCGGCCGUCCCGCCCCCCGCGCCUCCACCGGCCGCUGGCGGUCGGCGCUCUUCAUCAUAGCGGUGGAGAUCGCGGAGCGGUUCUCGUUCUACGGCGUGUCGGCGAACCUGAUCAGCUACCUGACGGGGCCGCUGGGCGAGAGCAACGCCAAGGCCGCGUCCGCCAUCAACGCCUGGAACGGCGUGGCGCAGCUGCUGCCGCUGCUCGGCGCCGCCCUCGCCGACUCCUGCCUCGGCCGCUACCGCACCAUCGUCAUCGCCUCCCUGCUCUACAUCCUGGGUUUAGGCAUGCUGGCUCUCUCGACAUUGCUCUCCUCCGGGGAUCACAAAUGCAUUAACACCGACGGCGGCACGCCCUGCCCGCCGCCGUCCGGUCUGCAGAUGGCCGCGUUCUACACCUCCCUCUACCUGGUGGCCCUGGCGCAGGGCGGGCACAAGCCGUGCGUCCAGGCCUUCGGCGCCGACCAGUUCGACGCGAGCCACCCGCGGGAGGCCGUCUCCCGGAGCUCCUUCUUCAACUGGUGGUACUUCGGCAUAUGCGCCGGCACCGCCGUCACGCUCGUGUUCCUCAGCUACAUCCAGGACAACAUCGGCUGGGGCCUCGGCUUCGGCAUCCCGUGCGUCGUGAUGCUCUGCGCCCUCGCCGUCUUCUUGCUCGGCACCCGCACCUACCGCUACUACGCCUCCGACGGCAAGCAGCGGAGCCUGUUCGCUCGUGCCGGCGAGGCUUUCGCGGUGUGGCGGAGCAAGCGGCGGAAGUCGAGUCCCCUUGCAGCCUCCGGUUCGCAUGAAGCUCAUCGACCGGCAACAUCGGCGCCGGAAUACAGUGCUCAGGUCGACGAGGAAGAGCAGGGGGUGGUGAUCAGAAACGCGGACCUCAUCGAGGAAGUCAAGGGCGUCCUCCGGCUGUUCCCGAUCUGGGCGACGUGCCUGAUCUACGCCGUGGCGUUCUCCCAGUCGUCCACGUUCUUCACGAAGCAGGCGGCGACCCUCGACCGGCACGUCGGCAAGCGGGUCCAGGUGCCACCGGCGGCGCUGCAGAGCUUCAUCAGCAUCACCAUCGUGCUCUUCAUGCCCAUCUACGACCGCGCCAUCGUGCCGCUGGCGCGCCGCUGCACGGGCGUCUCCUCGGGCAUCACCAUGCUGCAGCGCAUCGGCGUCGGGAUGGUGCUCUCGCUCGUGUCGAUGGUGGUGGCGGCGCUCGUGGAGACACGCCGGCUCCGGAUCGCGGCGGACGCCGGCCUGGCGGACCUGCCCAGGGUGCCGGUCCCGAUGAGCCUGUGGUGGAUGGUGCCGCAGUACGUGCUGUUCGGCGCGGCGGACGUGUUCACCAUGGUGGGGCUGCAGGAGUUCUUCUACGACCAGGUGCCCGACAAGCUGCGCAGCAUCGGGCUGGCGCUCUACCUCAGCAUCUUCGGCAUCGGCAGCUUCAUCAGCAGCGGCCUCGUGUCGGGCAUCGACAAGUGGAGCUCGGAGAGGGGGCAGAGCUGGUUCUCCAACAAUCUCAACCGCGGCCACCUCGACUACUUCUACUGGCUCAUCGCCGCGCUCAGCGCGCUCGAGCUUGUGGUGUACGUCUUCUUCGCCGUAACCUUCAAGUACAAGAAGAAGGCAGCAUCAGCUACCGUUGGUUAGAAUUAGCGGUAUAUACUCGUGCUAGGCAGAGGAUAGAUAUGAAUUCAAGGUGUACAUGCUUACAUUUUUCGGAUGGCUAUUCCCCACUUCGACAUACCGGCCGGGCCGAUUAUGACACGCCAAGAAGGAUUUUUAUAGGAGAACAUGGCUACAGAAAUUUGAUAGGAUGACACUUGUCAUUCUAAGAAA
Messenger RNA from Aegilops tauschii subsp. strangulata, 2268 nucleotides. Its product is annotated as protein NRT1/ PTR FAMILY 5.10. Gene Ontology annotation, biological process: dipeptide transport; transmembrane transport. Gene Ontology annotation, molecular function: tripeptide transmembrane transporter activity; dipeptide transmembrane transporter activity. The record is from RefSeq and is a predicted model, not a curated record. Lineage: Eukaryota; Viridiplantae; Streptophyta; Magnoliopsida; Poales; Poaceae. Gene Ontology annotation, cellular component: membrane.